AUGUCCGGCUACCAAUAUCCCCCCCCUGGCGAAUUCCAGCUCCCGUUGAUCUUCGCAUGUCUCUUCUGCGCCACUGACCCGGUGCAAUUCCAUGAGUGCAGCAACCUUCGCCUUCGCCGCCUAAGUGAUGUCUCCCAGCACGUCGAACGGUGCCACCUUCUGCAAGAGGUCAAGCUGUGCACAGCGCAGGGGGCCGAGGCAGCCAUCAAGAAGGGAAACGAGAAAGGCACUUGCACCGACCCCAACCACAUCAGGGUCUACGAUCCGAUAUGUCGUCUGGAGUUCCGUGGCCCUAGCGCGGAGGCUGAUCUCGAACGCCACCUGGCUGACAAUAACUGCCAACCAAAGACUAUUGAAGAGACGGGCAUGUUACUACCCAGAGAGUUCGAAACACUCUUGAGUGAGCGUGACAGAGCUACGGCGAGCCCUGAAGCUAAAUGGUACGCAAUGUGGAGCGUGUGCUUCCUACAUCUGACAACGACAAGAUUUAAAAAUGUCCCAGCGUCACCGUACGUUCAGACAAUCGUUGCACGCGAGGCUGGCGAGACACGCAUCCGACAAGCCCUGGACGAUCUGCCUAUUCCAUUGGAGCUACGUAAAUAUACAUUCGAUGUGAUUGUCAACGGACUAUACCCUGUUCAGUCUGGAGCAGACGCCGGAAUUAAGGAAAUCGUCAAGAGCCAGCAGGAAAAGCGGACUUCAGCGCUCGAAGCCCUCCGGAAGGCGGAAAUUGCAAAGCUUUUCCGAUCAGCUUUCGAUCCAUCAGAAGUGACAUCUUCAGAAUUUCCGUCUGCCGUUCCUGUGCACCGCCAACUACAGCACCAGACACUGGAGCAAGCAAGCAAUGGGAUGAUGGGUCUCUCAUGCCUGGUUCCAGGAGAACCACACCCGUCGCAAUGGCCAUACCCUACUAUGCAUUUAGAUUACCCUCACCCGGAAACUGAAGUACCUCCAGAGAUGUCUGGUCCUGUAUAUGGGCAGUUUAUGGAAUUCGCCGACUAUCACCCUUCGAACGGGUACACUGGCGGCUUCAGUGACGGCUACUAG
This is a messenger RNA of Fusarium subglutinans, 1047 nucleotides long. RefSeq lists its product as uncharacterized. The record is from RefSeq and is a predicted model, not a curated record. The transcript has a single exon. Bases 1 to 1047 code for a protein of 348 amino acids. Lineage: Eukaryota; Fungi; Ascomycota; Sordariomycetes; Hypocreales; Nectriaceae.